This is a messenger RNA of Clunio marinus, 836 nucleotides long. NCBI's taxonomy places the organism in Eukaryota, Metazoa, Arthropoda, Insecta, Diptera, Chironomidae. The record is from the annotation of a GenBank genome assembly.
UAUAAUGUCAACAUUCAAACGUGAAGAAAUUCUACUUUUAUUUGAUGUUGAUGGAACUUUAACGCCGGCAAGAAAAGUUAUAGAACCUGAAUUCGAGGAAUUCCUGUAUACGAAAGUCAAACCAAAAGCUACAUUGGGAGUAGUUGGUGGAAGUGAUUACCCAAAAAUUAUUGAGCAACUGAAUGGAAAACGCUUGCUUAAAGAGUUCGAUUAUGUGUUUCCGGAAAAUGGACUUAUUCAUAUAGAAAAAGGAGUCGAAAUAAGCCGGCAGUCGAUUCAAACUCAUUUGGGCGAAGAUGUGCUCAAAAGAUUUAUAAAUUUUUGUUUGCGAUAUAUUGCUGACUUGGAUAUUCCAAUUAAACGUGGAACAUUUAUUGAUUUUCGAGCUGGAAUGAUCAACAUUUGCCCUAUAGGACGACAAUGUACUUAUGAUGAGCGUUUGGAGUUUCAUGAAUAUGAUACAAAGAAUUUUGUACGUCAGAAAUUUGUUGAAGCUUUAAAGAAAGAAUUUGCAAAUGUCGAUUUAACAUUUAGCAUUGGAGGCCAAAUAAGUAUUGACGCUUUUCCGAGAGGUUGGGAUAAAACCUAUUGUCUUAACCAUGUUACCAAAGGAACUGAUUUUAAGGAAAUCCAUUUCUUCGGAGAUAAAACUGACAAAGGGGGAAAUGAUCAUGAAAUUUUUGAGGAUUCACGAACAAUCGGUCACAAAGUACUAAAUCCAAAAGACACCCAAAGGCAGUUACAAGAUUUAUUUGAUCUGUGAUACUGUAAGAAGUCGAGAGGAAAAACUUUAUUGAAUGAAAAUAAAGAAAAAUCAAUAAAUUUUCAUUUUCACG